Messenger RNA from Vigna angularis (adzuki bean), 912 nucleotides. RefSeq names its product CASP-like protein 1C3. Lineage: Eukaryota; Viridiplantae; Streptophyta; Magnoliopsida; Fabales; Fabaceae. The record is from RefSeq and is a predicted model, not a curated record. Bases 175 to 657 code for a protein of 160 amino acids. The transcript has 3 exons.
AAUCGGUUUUAAAUUGUGGCGCAAAUUUACAAACCACUAAAUCAUCCUACCAUAUGUUGGCUACCUAAUAUUUUCCUCUCCACUCCAGCUAGUCAACACACACAUACAUAUAUUAUAUUCACCUUUUGUAUAUUGAAAGCACCAUUUUUCUAGUGAUAAACUCUGCAAUAAACCAUGACUAAGACCAAGAGACUUCUCACACUUUUCCUAAGGUUCCUUGCCAUUGGAGCAACAAUAGCAGCAGUGAUUGUAAUGGUGACAAGCCAUGACUCUACUCAGGUCCUAAACCUGACCUUCACUGCCAAAUAUAGCAACGUCCAAGCAUUCAAGUUCUUUGUGAUAGCAGAAGCCAUAGCAUGUGGAUACAGCAUAAUUCUCCUUUUCACAUGUUCCAAAACUUCACUUUGGCGUUUGGUUCUGAUCCUGGAUGUGGUGAUAGCAAUGCUACUCUCUUCAAGUGUGUCAGCAGCACUGGCAAUAGCUCAUGUGGGCAAGAAAGGCAACACUCAUGCUGGUUGGUUACCCAUUUGUGGACAAGUUCCUAAAUUUUGCGACCAUGUCACUGGAGCUCUUGUUGCUGCUUUCGCCGCAGCUAUAAUAUACUUUCUGCUUAUUUUUUCUUCGCUUUACUCUGAGAAGAACACCCUCUUCCUGUAAAACUAGCAACACAUACAUCACCACUCAAUUGUUUUCUUGAUUCUACGUACCUAUGUAGCAUCUUUUCGUUCCAGCUCUGGGCCCUUUACUCUCUUUGUACUGAUUUAUUAGUUCACAGAUAGAUAAAUCAAUAUCAUUGCACUGAUUCAUGUGAAUUGUCUUCUUAAUUUUAUUACUCAUCAUUGAUGUGUUAGUCACCGACCAGAUUAUUUGCUGUCUGUUUGUUAUCUAAAUUUUUAUCUGCCGUACUUCAAU